AUGAGCUCCUGGACGGGAGCGUCUGUUGUCGGUGGCACUGGCAGAAACAGGGGAAACGAAGAGCCCGGUGACGAUAACAGCAGGACUGAGGGUCACGAUCAACGGAUGAAGGCGAUGAGACCUUGGCCGAGGGGCGCAGAUCAAGCUGGGGAUCACCUGUCGGGUCGCCCCGCUGUUCACAGCAGAUUUACCCAUCCCGUCAUCACGGGCCCCUUAUCCAGAGAUUCAGAUCCACUCCGGGCAGAAUCGAGAGCAGGGGCAGGCUCAGGGCCGCCUUCACAAAACCAAUCAAGUCACUCGCACGUCUCAGAGUCAGAGAAUGAAGAAGAGGACGAUAGGAAUGAUGAGGACAGCGCCGAAGACGGAGAGGAAGAAGGCAGCGGCGUGGUCGAAGUGACAGGUCGGGCGGCGGACUCGACGGAGCCACCGCUGUGCAUCUCUUCAGCAGAGAGGAGGAUGAGUAAAAGAGAGAAGAGCAGGAUUAAAAGUCUGAGAAGGAGGCAGAGGUGGAGGGAGAGAUGGAGACCGAGUCAGCAGCAGGAGAGCGCACAGAGUUCAACAGAGACCCCCACCACCAGCAGCAGUUGCAGCAGCACGGAGGAUGAAGAAGCCCUGAGCAUGAGAGAGAAAGAAGGCUUCAUUUGUGCCGUGUGCUUGGAUGUGUACUUCAGUCCUUACAUGUGUCACCCAUGCAGUCACAUCUUCUGUGAGCCCUGUCUGAGGACACUUGCAAAGAACAGCCCCACAAAUACCCCCUGUCCUCUCUGCAGAACCACCAUCACUCACGUCUUCUUCCAAAAGGAGCUGAACCAAACAGCAAAGACAUUUUUUCCCAAGGAAUACCUUUCCAGGAAGCAGAACUUUCAGAGAGCACCGUGCUCAAAGUGGCCCCUCCCAAGCUGCAGGAAGCUCUUCCGCAUCUUUCGUGGUUUCCAGAGGCAGUCAAGCCCAAGUGUUAGACGCCAGUUCCCCCACGGAGGAGAAUUCCCUCUCGACACCAUCGACUUCGAGGACGGCCCUAGAGGUUGGCGUUUCGACAUGGACAUGGUCAUAAUCUACAUCUACUCCGUCAACUGGGUUAUUGGCUUCUUCAUAUUCUGCUUUCUUUGCUAUUUAUUCUUCCCUUCCUUUUGACAAUCCUAUCAA
Fundulus heteroclitus (mummichog) is the source of this 1146-nucleotide messenger RNA. Its product is annotated as E3 ubiquitin-protein ligase RNF180-like. Lineage: Eukaryota; Metazoa; Chordata; Actinopteri; Cyprinodontiformes; Fundulidae. The transcript is spliced from 5 exons. The coding region runs from base 1 to 1134 and encodes 377 amino acids. Gene Ontology annotation, molecular function: ubiquitin protein ligase activity; ubiquitin conjugating enzyme binding. Gene Ontology annotation, biological process: norepinephrine metabolic process; protein polyubiquitination; serotonin metabolic process. The record is from RefSeq and is a predicted model, not a curated record. Gene Ontology annotation, cellular component: endoplasmic reticulum membrane.